GAGAAUACAGGGAGACCAGUGGUUUAUUGACACUGGUGAAUGGUUUGUCAUUUGAAACCUUCCAUCAUAGAGCACUUGCUAUGAUAUACCUACAUGGAGAGGGGGUAUUUACAGUGCAGUGAAGAAUUAGAAUAGCAGAACAUGUAUCUAGAGGGAAGUAGAGGGAACAAGAAAGAACGUGUUUUGACAUGUUGAAAAAAGAAAAAGAAAGAUUAGUAGCUAUACAGGAAGUAGGAAGUCAGAUAGAGAAAGGUUUUAGUGUGACAGACAGACUGGAAAUCUACAGCAAAACCCUUCAUGGAUGUGUGUGUGCUGUGUAUAUAUGUGAGUGUGUGUGUGUGUGUAUGUGUGUGUGUGUUGUGAAGUGAGAUACUGACCUUUUCUAUGAAGGAGGAAUAAUGUCUCUCAAGCUACCUCGGAACUGGGACUUCAGCGCCCUCAAAGCUGACACAGCUAGAAUAGCACGGUCUAAGAGUGUGAUGCCUGGAGAGGGCGGCCCAGGGUUAGGCUCGCCCGGCUCCACCAGGAGGGCCAUGGAGAAGCCGCUGAAGGCUGGCUGGCUGAAGAAACAGAGGUCCAUCGUAAAGAACUGGCAGCUGCGCUACUUUGUGCUGAGAGGAAGCACACUGACCUACCAUAAAGACGAAAAGGAGGGGACUGUCCAGGGAGUGAUCCAGCUGAGGUUCAGUAAAGUCAAUGAGCUCCCACUGAACCAAGAUGACCCUGGGAAAUUCUUUUUUGAGAUUAUACCACGCAACAGUGGUGAUCGGGAGCGGUACCCGUACGUCCUCAUGGCCAACUCCCACAUUGAGAUGGAGGGGUGGGUCCGCACGCUCCGCAGGGUGGUUGGAGUGCCCUCUAGUGGAGCGAUAUUUGGCAAGAGCCUGUGUGAUACGGUGACCUACGAGCAGCGGUUUGGCCCCCACAUGGUGCCCAUCCUGGUGCAGAAGUGUGCAGAGUUCAUCAGAGAACACGGACUAAAUGAGGAAGGCAUCUUCAGACUACCGGGACAAGACAACAUCGUCAAACAGUUUAGGGAUGCGUUCAACGCUGGAGAGAGACCUUCCUUCCCAAUUGACACAGAUGUCCACACAGUGGGGUCGUUGUUCAAGCUGUACCUGCGGGAGCUGCCUGAGCCGGUGGUUCCUUGGACACAGUACCAAGACUUCCUGGACUGCAGCCCCAUGCUGGACCCCAACAGUGCUGCAGGUCGUGAGAGACUGGAGAAGCAGAUCAGCCUACUUCCUAGAACCAACUACAACCUCCUCAGCUACAUAUGCAGGUUCUUAUUUGAAGUGCAGCAGAACUCCAAGGUGAACAAGAUGAGUGUUGAAAACCUGGCCACGGUCAUUGGGAUCAACCUGCUCAAGUCCCAGAUUGAGGACCCCAUCACUAUGAUGAAGGGUACUCCUCAGAUCCAGAAGCUGAUGACAGUGAUGAUCAGACAGCAUGAGGCUUUGUUUCCUCCGUCUAAAGACGUGGCUCCUUCACCCCCCAUCAAGAAGAGUGACAGCAAGAAGAACAGCGCUCCACGCAGCUUUGUGGGCUGGGAGUCUGCUGAGUGUGAGGGGUCUCUGUCAGAGUCUCCAGAGGAGGAGGAGGACACAGACAAUCUGGGGGCAGAGCCAGUGACCAUCUCCAUCCCCCAGGCAGGGCCCCAGCAGCCCCACUCACUCUCUUCAUCCUCAGCCAUAGACCACUGGUCCGGGAGCCCCCGCAAACGCACCCAGACCCUGCCCACCCUGAACUGCCCAGUCCCGGGGAUGGCCGGCAAGCUGGAGGCCAUGAACUGCUGGAGCCACAUCAAUGAGUGUAGCGAGGAGAAAGGGGAGAAGGAAGAGAAGACUCUCUCAGAGGACAUCUUUAAGAUCCUGGACCUACAGAGGACCUCUUUGUUCGGAGAGGCCCAGAAGAAGGACUGGGAGGACAGAGAGACGGCCAGGAGAGGAAGUGACAUCACAGUCACCUAUGAUGACAUCACAGCCACCUCUUCCAAACCCAGCAGUGACCCCAAGCAGAAGUCUCAGUCAGCGACCCCUGAGAAGAAGACAGAGGCCGGUAUAGCUGUGGUUUCAUCUUCAGCCCUUCAACCAGACAGUAAGGUUGAACAGCAGGAGGACAGCCGGGGAGACUCAGAGCACCUCGUUACCAGCCUUCAGCAGAGGAACAGAGAGCUGAGUGCCACAGUAGCGGAGCUGCAGUCAGCCCUGGAUGAAGAGAAGCGCUCUGUGUCUGCUCUGGAGAUUCGGCUGAGGAACGCAGAAUACAGCCGAGACAAGGCCCAGAGACGCAACCAGGAGCUGGACCAGGAGAUACAGCAGUUCCUCACCAGAGAACCACGAAGGCCAACUUAGAACCACGAGGGGGCCAACCUAGAUCCAGUAGUUCCUCACCAGAGAACCAUGAGGGCCAACCUAGAACCUAGAACUGCCUUAAGUUAUCAAAAAGAUCCCUCAAUACAGUAUAUGGAUAUUGAACAUAGAGAUCUCUGAACAAGGGAACUGUAACAUAACGCAGAGAUCCCUCAAUAUAGAGAUCUCUAACAUAGAGAAAAGAUCCCAUCACAAUGGACAUCACAGCCUCAUGCAGAUAUGUGUCUAUAUGACAUCUGUUGUCCUACCAGAGAGGUAGAACAGGAACAGUCAGUGUCUUGGCCAGAGCUGUAACCCUGGCUGGGAGCUGGAACAUGUUGCUAGCUUAUCAGUUUGUUUGGUGGGAAAACCCAUGGGUAAACUCUUUAGCUAAAUCAGCUGUUGACUACACGUCACAUUCAUAGACAUAAAAUGAGGAAUGCUGCAACUGUAUGCGAAUGGCCUUUGCUUGGUGUAGCUGAUUAUGGAUGUGAUGUGUGUAUUCUCCUAUAAAAUGCUGAUAGUUGCCGACCAUGCAGGGGCCAUUACAUUUAUAUUGUUAUAGAACUUACAGUAUGUAAAUGCAAUAGCUAUUGGUGCAUAGUGUCCAGGUUAAGAGAAUGUCUAGGACGCUUGGACUAUAAUGGACUGUAUUAGUAUUUUGGUGGGGAUUCAUAGCGCAGCACGCUGGACAGCCAACAAUACGGAUUUUAAAGGCAUUUUCCCGACGUUCGCGGAGAUCGCAUCCAUGGUAAAACGCUGCGCAUGUCGGCUCAAUUGUUAAUGUUCGAAUCAUGUUAUAUUUGUUUGAUCCAAAAAUGAAUAAAGAAGAACAGAUUAAGUCAACUGACCAACAA
Coregonus clupeaformis (lake whitefish) is the source of this 3208-nucleotide messenger RNA. Its product is annotated as rho GTPase-activating protein 25. Gene Ontology annotation, biological process: signal transduction; negative regulation of small GTPase mediated signal transduction; phagocytosis, engulfment. The transcript has 11 exons. Bases 399 to 2354 code for a protein of 651 amino acids. Gene Ontology annotation, cellular component: phagocytic cup. NCBI's taxonomy places the organism in Eukaryota, Metazoa, Chordata, Actinopteri, Salmoniformes, Salmonidae. Gene Ontology annotation, molecular function: GTPase activator activity. The record is from RefSeq and is a predicted model, not a curated record.